Molecule: messenger RNA, 3078 nt
Organism: Clunio marinus
Lineage: Eukaryota; Metazoa; Arthropoda; Insecta; Diptera; Chironomidae
Source: the annotation of a GenBank genome assembly
AUGCUGUCAGAUGCUGUUAAAAUGAUUAUGGCAUUAAUAAAUUCACUAAAAGUUCAGAAGACAGAAGACAACAAUACAUUUGAGACUCAAUGCAGCGUAGCAGUAGAGAACAACGAUGAAUAUCGACGCUGCAUUUUCGGCGUCGUAUCAAAUUUCGUCGAUAAUUUGUAUGUCAUUGAGAAAGGCAAUCAUGAUCAUCAUUUCGAACGACCGCUUGAUUUUUCUUGGAAUUUCGAGACAGGAGAUAGGGUCAGAAUGACAGGAAGAGAAGAUGACGACGGUAUUUUUACAGUGGAAAAAGUAGAACCACUGCGAAAGAAGGAGGAAUUUGGGAGAAUCACUAAAAUGGCAGAAAAUUACGUCGUGUUUGAAGACAACGUUCUAAUGAUGUCUGAAGAUUUAUCAAAUCUUCAAUUGCAUAAAGAAUGCAAGUAUAUUGCAAUCGAAACUGAUCAACGAUGUGAUGGAAUUCGAUACGAUUGGAGAGUGGCUAAAAUUCUAGACAUUUUAGAAGCUCCAAAUAAAGAAAGCAUAGCAGCAAAAAUUUUAAUGCAAGACGACACAUUUACCAUUGCUUUCAACAAUUUAAAUAAAUUUUCUGAUGUUUACAUAAAACAAUUUAAUAUCCCCGAAAACUUGAGAUGUUAUGAAUAUGAAGACUUUUAUCAAACUCAUGAACAACUGACAGAAGAAUUUACAUUUUUAAGAUCGAAUAACGAAAUCGAUGAAGAAUCUUUUAUUGAUAAGCUUCAUUUGGGAGUUUAUUUGGAUGAAAUUGCUUUGGAGAAUGCAUUCAGAAAAUAUCGCAUUGAAAGAAGUUAUUUUGUGCUGUCUGAUGAUAAAGAAUCGUUAAGAUUAGUAGUGAAAGGUGUAAGCGAAAAACGACCAUCUUUGAUUAUUGGUGACGCCAUUUUCGCAACACCAAAUCCUUUAAUUAACGAACAACAGAAAAUAUAUAAAGGAUACAUCAGAAAAGUUGAGAAUGAUGCAAUCUGUGUUCAAUUUAAUGAAGAGUUUUAUGAAUUUCAAAAAGGAAAAAAAUUCACUGUUGAGUUUAAUUUUUCGAGAACAAUGCAUCGUUUUCAACAUCAUGCAAUUGACACUCUGACAAACACAAAAGGACUAGGAAAAAGUUUCUUAUUUCCAGACUAUAAAGAUUGUCAAGCUGCAACACCUCAAGUUGAUGUCAGUCUUGUUGAUGGACAACUUAAACUUAAGGAAACGACAAUUAAUUGGUUUGACAAUAAACUCAACAAUCAUCAAAAAAAUUUUGUUUUUAAUGCUCUUCGUGGUGAACAUCGCCCAUUGCCAUAUGUGCUUUACGGACCACCAGGAACCGGAAAAACUUUGACACUUGUCGAAUUAGCUUUGCAACUUUACACGUUACUUCCAAACUCAAACAUUAUCAUUGCAACGCCAUCAAACUCUGCUGCAAACCUUUUCACAGAUGCUUUAGUUAAAUCAGAGAAAUUGAAAAAUCCUCAUGACUUUAUUCGAUUUGUGUCGAAUAAUCAAUUUGAAAGAGAAUUAAUUCCUACAGAAUUGUUGCGAUAUUGCGGAACAAUUUCUUAUGGCUGUGGAUUGUCUUCAACAAACAUGGAAUCGGGAUUAAGAAAAAAUUGUUCAAAAUCGAACAUCAUGAAUUACAGAAUCAUCAUCGGAACAUUGAAUUGCUUCGGAAGUAUGAUGCGAAUGAGUUUCCCUAACGAUCACUUCACUCACGUUUUAAUCGAUGAAGCUGCACAAUCUUCCGAGCCAUCGAAUUACAUUCCAUUAACAUUUUUGAGAAGAAAUAGCGGACAAGUUAUACUUGCUGGUGAUCCGAAGCAAUUGGGGCCAAUGUCAGUGUCACAAUAUGUGAUGGAUUUCGAAAUGGAGACUCCUUUACUCACUCGUUUAUUAUACACAAACAAAUGUUAUUCGAAAUCUUCCGGCCCUAAUAUGAAUGAUUAUGAUCCGCGAUUUGUCACACAACUAAAAUUGAAUUAUCGAUCACAUUCAAGCAUCAUGAAAUUCUACAAUGAACUGUUCUACGAAAACUUUCUUGAAGGAGCUGUCGAUGGAGAAAAGAGUCACGAAAGUCAAUUUUUAGAUGCAUUGCUUCAGGAAACUCUUUUGUGGGGUCGAGAGAAAGAGAAUUUUGGUGUUUAUUUUGUUGACGUUGAUGGUCGAAAUGCAAAAGAAAAAAAUUCUCCAUCAUGGUAUAAUCAAAACGAACUCAACGCAAUCAUGUCGCUCUUAAUUAAAAUGAGCAUGUGCAAUGUGCCUCUUAAAGAUGUUGGUGUUAUAACUCCAUACGCUCUUCAAGUGAAGAAAAUACAAAAGAGAGUGUCAGAAGUUAUUGCAGAUACUGAUCUCAAAGUAGGAACCGUGGAAGAGUUUCAAGGUCAAGAACGGUCAGUCAUUCUCGUAUCCACUGUACGUACCGAACAUAAAUUUUCUCAAGAUAAAACUUAUAAUCUCGGCUUCAUUCACUGCAAUAAGCGAAUGAAUGUGGCAAUUUCUCGAGCAAAGUCACUUUUAGUUGUAUUUGGAAACAGCAAAGCUCUUAAAGAAAAUGACAAAUGGCGACAAUUUAUGGACACUUGCGAAAGAAAUGAAACUUUUAUCACAAAAUCCAUUGCCUUUUCGGUAAUUAUAUAAUUGUGUACUUACCUUGAUGUGCAAUGCCUGAAUCGCUUUCCACAAUUCCACUGUUCUUGCUGCAACAUCUUCCAGAUUUGCUUUGGUUCUGCUUUCAUCUGGAUUUUAUUUAAUGAAUCAUAAACUAUCUUCAACUGAUUCAAGCAUUCAAGUGCUUGAUCUAAUACAUUCACAUCAGACAUUUUUUGUAAUUUUUCACUUUUCAAAAAAUCACAUUUUGAUUUUAAUAACUUUCAGUUAUUCACAACAUACGUUUCGUCGUAUGCUUAUUAAAUUCACUUUAUUCUUCGACAUGAUUUUUACACACUUAGUUCACUUUAUUCUGCGAAGGACCAAAUAUUUUGGAUAAUUAAAGUUAUCGAAACGAAUGUAUCUGAAACGAGUAAAUCAUAAAACAUUUCUUUUCGAUGCUUGUUUUAAGCAAAACAAAGUUGA